CAGGCAGCAGCCUCCACAGCUAGCUUGCCAGUGGGCGCGAGAUGCACCAGCUUCCUCUGGCCGCACGGCCGCCGGCGCCGCGGCCUCGCAGUUUUCAGAGGAGGGCAGCCUGCCGCUGCAGCCUGAAGCAGGCGUCUGCUUCUCUCGCAGUGGCCGUGAGACAGUGCGCCGCCGCGCCACUCUUGGCCGCAACGCUCCUCCUCGGCGCCGCCGCGUGUCCGGACUUCCCUGCCGCCACUCCAGCAUUUGCACAAUCACGAGGCGCGGCGCUGUUCCAGAAGGCGUGCAUCGGGUGCCACGAUACCGGAGGGAACAUCCUACAGCCAGGAGCCACCCUCUCCAUGAAGGAUCUUGAGAGAAAUGGAGUUGCCACGGAGGAAGAGAUAUACAACAUCACGUACUACGGGAAGGGGAGGAUGCCGGGUUAUGGAGAGAAAUGCACCCCGAGAGGGCAGUGCACCUUUGGGCCCCGGUUACCUGAAGAAGAUAUCAAGAUGCUGGCAGCGUUUGUCAAAUCACAAGCCGAGAACGGGUGGCCAAAGAUCGACAGCGAUGUCGAGUGAUCCGAGUAGAAACCGAACACGAGGUGCUAGCUCUACUUCGUGAAUAGGCUGAGAGGAGCCGGUUGGAAAAUAUACUUGUCGACGCAGCUAGGGCCAUUUGGAUUAAAGAUUUUUUUUUGAGGAAUCCCAUCCAUAAGAUUUUUUUUCUAGCGAUUGGAGAUUGGAGAUUGGCUACUUGAGGUGGAACUUAGACUAUGGGACACAAUAGGUCUGUAUUUUCCUUCUUGGCUAUUUCAUAAUCUGUUGCCCUUUUUCGAUUUCCUUUUCUAAUUUCAUCAUUUUGUUCCAAAACAUGAGUAUCCUAGUCUAUGGAUCAACUAAAGGCAUCUCCAUCGGCCCGAUGCGAACA
Messenger RNA from Lolium rigidum, 912 nucleotides. RefSeq names its product cytochrome c6, chloroplastic-like. The record is from RefSeq and is a predicted model, not a curated record. Gene Ontology annotation, molecular function: iron ion binding; heme binding; electron transfer activity. The coding region runs from base 42 to 563 and encodes 173 amino acids. The transcript has 5 exons. Lineage: Eukaryota; Viridiplantae; Streptophyta; Magnoliopsida; Poales; Poaceae.